AUGGGAAAGUGUACGUUCCGAGUAGAGUGGCUGAAAAAGAUCGAUCCUAAUGGCUGCCAAGUUUCGGAUUGGGCACGCAAUCACGGCGACACGGAGGUCUUCUGUAAGGUAUGUUCCAAAUCCUUCUCGGUGGCGAAAGGAUUUCAAGCCCUGGAGCAGCAUUCAUUGACGGACAAACACAAGGACAACUGGACAGGACGGCAAGGGCCGUCACAAUUACGAUUGUGUUCCGAGAAGGACGUUAAAACGAACCAACCUCAGUUGUCAGGUAUCGGCACCGGUCCAAAAGUUCAGCUCUUCAGCCCACGUGAUUCAUCCGCUAAGGCUGAGCUUAUUUGGCUGCUCAAAUGCAUCGCUUCCGAUUUUCCGGCCGCAUCUUGCGACGGUAUAGCCGACAUAUUUGCAGCGAUGUUCCCAAAUAUCGAUGUCUCCGGAUUUUCGUUGAGUAGAACCAAGGCCCGAUAUCUUGCGACCGAAGCUUUGGCUCCAUAUUUUCGGGAAUCGUUGCUCAAUGACGCGAGGAAUUCAAUGUUUACCCUGUGCUACGAUGAGACCACCAACUCGGCUGGUAAGAAAGAGCUCCAGACAGCUGUUCGAUACUGGUCAUCGUCUAAAUCGAUGGUCAAGGUGAUGCAUCUUCAAACGUUUUUUAUUGGCUCGGCCAAAGCGGAGGAUAUCCUCGAAAAGUUGCUUGAAGCAAUGCAAAAUGCUUCCCUCCCACUGAAGAACUUGAUUAUGCUAGGGAGCGAUGGUCCCAACGUCAACAAAAAGGUGGAACGUCUAAUGAACGAGCGAAUAAUGCAGGAGCGUGGGAAAUCUCUUUUAUUGAUUGGAAGUUGCAACAUCCACAUUCUUCAUAACGCUUUCCUCAAAGGAAUCGAGGAGCUUGGUGAGGAUGCGUCGGAGCUGGUUUAUUCUGUGCACCAUUUUUUUCACGGAUGGCCUUCGAGAGAAGAAGAUAUGGAGAAAAUUCAAAUCAAUCUGGGACUCCCAACCAAACGAUUCAUAAAACAUGUUUCGUCCAGGUGGUUGACUCUGGAAGGAGCGGCAGAACGGCUUCUUGAACAAUGGACUGCUCUCAUCGAAUAUUUUUUGAACUUUAUUCCGAAGAAGCAUUCUGCUUUAUCGAAGAGCUCAGGGUAUUUGAAGAUUUACAGGCUUCUUACCAAAAAGACCAUAAAAGCCGAGGUGUUAUUUGUAUCAUCCAGUGCGCACAUCUUUACGAAGUUCACAGGUUUCCUUCAGAAAGAAGAGCCUCUGGUCCAUAUCAUGUACACCGAAAUCGAUAAACUGGCGCGAACUCUUAUCGGCAAACCGGAUGCAUGCUCUCCAAACACGACGCCCACCGAAGAUAUUUUCGAUAAACUGGAAAAUCUUUUGCCUGUUGAGCAGAUUAUUGUAGGAUCCGAUCUAUACGGAAAUAAAGUACACCAGAUCCCUAUCACCAAAGAAAUUCUCUCACUUGCCUACAAGGCCCACCAAAGUUACAAGGCAUACCUGGAAGAAGAAAAGAGGAAGAAAGAAAUAGAAAGUGCUCGUAAACAGAAGGAAGCAGAGAAGAUUGCCGAUGCAGAGAGAAGCAAGAAGGAAUUGAAAGGAUUGAAAUCUAAAAUCUUCCUAGAAGAGGAGGAUCUGAAAGCAACGCGAAAGGAAGAGGAAAAUAAGCAACGAACUGCAGAUAAGUUAUUCAAUGAAGCCAACUCGAGACUUAAGAAAGCCAUUGAAGCGAAGAAUAUGCAAGAGGUAGAACUUGCGCAAGUUAUGUUGGAAGGAGUAUCCACGAUUCGGAAAGAGCAAGCAUCUCAAAAACGAACGGCGGAUUCAUUACAGAAAAGUCUGGACAAGAAAAAAGAAAGUUUGAUUACAACCUUUUUUUCCAAAAAACCAAAAAAGUAAAACAUAAAAAG
Armigeres subalbatus is the source of this 1907-nucleotide messenger RNA. RefSeq lists its product as uncharacterized. The record is from RefSeq and is a predicted model, not a curated record. Bases 1 to 1896 code for a protein of 631 amino acids. Lineage: Eukaryota; Metazoa; Arthropoda; Insecta; Diptera; Culicidae. The transcript is spliced from 5 exons.